This is a messenger RNA of Trichoderma virens Gv29-8, 3135 nucleotides long. RefSeq lists its product as uncharacterized. Lineage: Eukaryota; Fungi; Ascomycota; Sordariomycetes; Hypocreales; Hypocreaceae. The coding region runs from base 1 to 3135 and encodes 1044 amino acids. The transcript has 4 exons. The record is from RefSeq and is a predicted model, not a curated record. Gene Ontology annotation, molecular function: microtubule binding; microtubule motor activity; ATP binding. Gene Ontology annotation, biological process: microtubule-based movement.
AUGGCCGACUCGGGGCAGUCGUCCAUCACAGUGGCCGGUAUUGUCUCAGUCCGAGUCCGACCCUUUACCAUCCGGGAAGCUGCUCAAUUGCAGCGGAACGACGAUGGCACGAUUUUUCUCGGCGACGGCUCCUUCGCCUCGGCACCGACUCCCAAACUUCACCAGCGAGGCAUCCGAAAUGUGAUCAAAGUAAUCGAUGAUCGUUGCCUAAUAUUCGAUCCACCAGAGGAAAGCCCCGUCCAGAAAUUCUCCCGAACCGUCGUUCCCUGCUCGAAAAAAGUAAAAGAUCAAGUGUUUGCCUUUGAUCGAGUGUUUGACGACAACACAACGCAGGCCGAGGUGUACGAAGGCACGACUCGAGGCUUGCUUGAUAGCGUCUUGGAUGGAUAUAAUGCGACUGUUUUUGCCUACGGCGCAACUGGAUGCGGCAAGACACAUACAAUCACCGGCACAGCACAGCAUCCAGGCAUUAUCUUCCUGACGAUGCAAGAGCUGUUUGAGAAAAUCGAGGAACGUAGCCAAGAGAAGUCGACAGAGUUGUCGCUGAGCUACCUGGAGAUCUACAACGAAACGAUCCGAGAUUUGCUGGUGCCCGGUGGCAGCAAGGCUGGCCUGCCUCUUCGCGAGGACAGCAACCAGGCAGUUGCUGUGCCUGGCCUGACCAGCCAUCGUCCUCGAGAUGUCCAAGAGGUCAUGGACAUGAUUGUCCAGGGCAACGAGUAUCGAACCGUAUCACCAACAGAAGCAAACGCAACCUCGUCACGAUCCCAUGCCGUGCUCCAGAUUAACAUUGCGCAAAAGGACAGGAAUGCUGACGUCAACGAGCCUCAUACGAUGGCGACUCUCAGCAUUAUCGACCUAGCGGGCUCCGAACGUGCUUCCGUCACAAAAAAUCGGGGUGAGCGCCUGACGGAGGGUGCCAACAUCAACAAGUCGCUUCUCGCUCUGGGAGGCUGCAUCAACGCUCUCUGCGAUCCACGAGGAAAGACACACGUGCCGUACCGCAACAGCAAGCUUACCCGACUCCUCAAAUUCUCUCUGGGCGGCAACUGCAAGACUGUCAUGAUUGUUUGCGUCUCACCAUCGAGUGCUCACUACGAUGAGACCCAAAACACCUUGCGUUAUGCCAACAGGGCCAAGAACAUCCAGACCAAGGUCACUCGCAAUGUUUUCAAUGUUAACCGCCACGUGAAAGACUUUUUGAUCAAGAUUGACGAGCAAAUGGCGUUGAUCAACGAGCUGAGAGCGCAGCAGAGAGAGUCUGAGAAGGCUAGCUUCGCCAAGUUCCGAAAGCAGUACGAAAAGCGCGACGGCAUUGCAAGAGAGGCCGCCCAGAGGCUUCGGGCUGCAUAUGAUAAUGCAGGUGCCGAGCGUCAGGAGCGAAUCACCUCUAUGAGAAAACUGAAGCAUUUUGAGAGGCGCAUCAGUCUGCUGUCUGCGUGGAUUGCAGCCUUUGAUGCUGUUGACAGCCAGAGGGAGGACGGGGCAGAAGUGCCGCAAAGUCUCGCGGCCAUUAGAAAAACUGCGCAGGGGAUUCUUCUGGAGCUGGAGAACAGCAGACACCAUAUUCAUCAAAAGCUGGAUAAAUCGGCCUGGGAGCGCCAUCUGGAUACAGCUUUGGCUCACGGCAUCAGACAACUUGAGCUUGCCGAGGGUGCUGAUACUGGCGAAAUUGAAAGCCUGACACGCGAGGCUGAACUUCUCAAGUCCGAUUUCAAUCGCGAGGCCUAUCGCGAAGUUUUGGAACAGGAGAAGGCGGGUGAUGCUGCGAUGAUGCAGAUGCUUCUCACCGCCCAGUUUGAAAUGAUUUCCUCCCUUUCUGGAGUCAUGAUGAUGGGCGAAGACAGCGCUGUGGCGCACGCCAAAGAGGCCAUUUCUCGCCUGCUCCAGACUGGCCUCACCGCCGCAUCCCAAGUGGUCAAGCCAGAUGGUUCUCUGGCUGCUAUGCCCGACGCUCUUCCGUCAACACGGCGAACGCUAAGAAAAAGGAAGUCCUUGCCUGGCUACAGACCACUUGUGCCUCCGGCCAUUGUGGCCGUACAAAACGAACAUGUGUUUGCAAGCCCCAUGAAGUCAUCACCGAGACGGCGUAAGGCCCUCGGCAUGCCAAAGAAGGGUGUCAGUUUUACGCCGGUCAAACGGGCAGUCAAGUCCCGAGGGGUCAGGUGGAGGGACGAUGAGACGGAGGACGGAACGCUGGAGGACUUUGAGAAGACACCACAGAAACUUUUCAGCUCUCCUCCUACGCAGCCAUCGCCAGUAGCUAAGAGCAAGAUUCCCUCCCCGCCGCAGUUCAGCAGCGCCACUAAGGAUGAUGCUUCAAACGAUGACUCCUCGAUAAGCCUAGAGAUGUCAGACGCGCCGAGCCUUUCAAUCGCUAAGCCCGGUAGGUUUCAAGCCGGCUUCCUCUCAAGAGGUACGCGAUUCUCAUCUGUAGGUAGUGGCCUGCCUGUGUCCUCGUCACCCCCUACUUUGAGCAUGCAUCUCCGCUCCUCGAGUUCUCCCGAUGUGGCCAGAACGCCACCUUUGAGAUCUGUAGAUGGCACCAAGACCGACAAUUCAUCUCCGCUGUCCUUUAGUAAAGUUCCCCGGCCGAGUCCCCAAUAUCACCAACUGCAGUCGGUCAUGGAUGAGAACAACCCACCGGAAGCCUCUGGAUCCGACUCUGAGUCUAGCGCGAUUGAUAUGCGCAAGCUUCGUAGCGUGAUUGCUUCGAAGAAGCCCCGGCGAAUGAGCCUCGUGGGCCAAACUUCAGUCCCUGUUGCCAGACGGGUGACUUCGAUCGCCCCUGCUGCCACCGAGAGACCACCUUCACGAUCCAGUAUGCCCAUAUUGGCCAGAACCACCCACGGGAUCUCACGCAUUCGCAGGGGAAGCUUGGAGCUCCGAAAGAGCCCGCCGCUGUUGUGCUCACCGCCAGAACUAAUGUCAGACAAUCACCUCACUGCCGGCCAGGCGAGGCGGAUGAACAUGGGGGGUAACCUGCGACUGGAGAAUCUCGGUGCGGCCCAACGUGACGGAGUUGGCCUGGAGGGUCCUCGCCAUGUCACAAUUAACGUCGCGACGGGCGCUGCCGCCGCAGGUAUUUCUGCACACCGAAGAUUGGAUAGCCGAGGAGGUAUGCCGAUAAGAUGA